Molecule: messenger RNA, 714 nt
Organism: Aspergillus ochraceoroseus IBT 24754
Lineage: Eukaryota; Fungi; Ascomycota; Eurotiomycetes; Eurotiales; Aspergillaceae
Exons: 2
Source: RefSeq, a predicted model, not a curated record
GGCAAUGUUAAGCAAGAGGAAGACCGUGAAAACAUGAUUACUUUCUCAAGCUGGGGCACUCCGGCUGUUCGGGACAAGGCUGCUGCCCAAGUCCGCCGGAUCAUCAUCAAAGGCCUUCCUCCAUCCUGGGGUGCUCCCGACAAGGUUUUGUCGUUGAUUCAUGGAGGUUUGAUCGAAAAUGUUUCCAUUACUCCCUCUGGAAAUGCACACGUGCUUUUCUGUGAGCAUUCUGCUUGUAAGGCGUUUUAUGACAAGUAUCCCAACGGCAUCGUUCUAGACAAGGAGAGAAAGCUCUCUGUAUUCGUGGAUAUGGGCACCCAGGUUGAUGUUGUGAGCUCAAACCUUAGUUUCAAUCUUUCUGUCGGUUCGACGCGUGUUGUGCGUGCAGUGGGUGUGGAUAUGGAAAUAACCAUGACGAAUCUCUUCGAAAUUGCCAGCGCCAACAACCGCAGGGUCGAAAAGAUAGUAGAUACGUUUGUUCCUGGUUGUGUAAGUGCAGGUCCUUUGGCUCUUGACCGGAUCUCUUACGAUACUAAUAUAUGCUCCAGCCUCGUAUCGUCAACUUUCGUUUCUGCAGCAUCGACGAUGCAGUCCGUUUCCGUGCGGCUCUUGUUCGUAGUGAAGAAUGGGAACAUUGCAAUGUUCAGUACACUACUGACCCGUAAGUUCUGGUCAAGUUCUACCUUCGCCCCAGCCGCCAUUCAUUCCCACUAA